Corticium candelabrum is the source of this 8560-nucleotide messenger RNA. RefSeq names its product chondroitin sulfate proteoglycan 4-like. The record is from RefSeq and is a predicted model, not a curated record. Lineage: Eukaryota; Metazoa; Porifera; Homoscleromorpha; Homosclerophorida; Plakinidae. Bases 126 to 8459 code for a protein of 2777 amino acids. The transcript has 2 exons. Gene Ontology annotation, biological process: anatomical structure morphogenesis.
UUCUACUAUUUUGCCUUUAUCCAAAGCUUUACUUCCUCAUUUUUCAAUUGCACUGCGCUGUAUACUACUGUUCAAUUGUAGUCAGACAGCCAGCUCGCUUGUUCGUCGAUCGCUCGAUUGACAGAAUGACAGCGAGAACGAGUGUGAGAAAAACGGAGUUCUUUCUGCUCAUCUCUUUCAUAUGUCUGUAUUCGACACCAGCUCAAGAUCAUAAAGUUUCUCUCAGAGGAUUCGGUUAUGUCGAAUAUCCUGUCACUGACGUGCAUAAGGAGACUCAACUGAGCGUCGAAUUUGUAAGUCGGAAAUCUGACGGUGUGAUUGUUGUGGCUGAAGGGACAAGCGAUCACGUGAUUGUAGAGCUGAAAGAAUCCCGGAUAAUCGUUACGUUGUCACUUCGAAACAGAAAAUUUAAAAUAAACGCGACAGAGGAACAGUACAGUAAUGGUAAAUGGCACAACGUGAAUGUUGAGAGAAUAAAUUCGAAACUGAAACUACAUGUUGAUGGUAAAUUAGUUGAAAUUUUGAAAAUCAAACCUCAACUUUCCGGAACGUUAGAGAUUGACAAAGCGAUAUUUGUUGGCGGGAUAGCUGAUUUCAGGAAGCCAAGUCUCAGCUUCAGUACUGUUGGUCAUUAUUUCCAUGGCUGUAUUGCGAAUGCGACAUUCAACGGACACAGUGUAUUGGAGCCUCCAAAGAAUAGACUUACUAGCGACAGGGGAAGUGUUGAGGCAAGUGGAAUAGGCUGGGGACAAUGUGAUGAAAAGGUGUUUAGUGCUUCUCCCAUUGCACAGUCCUAUGUUCUACCGGAAGCUUAUUCUUCAUAUCACAAGUGGGGUGUUCGAUUUGGAGGUCAUUUGACAUUUGAAUUUCGCACCGUUCAGCCUUAUGGACUUCUCCUGUUUAAUGGAGGAAGAUAUAGGUAUCCAGAUUAUAUUGGUUUGGAGUUAGUGAAUGGUAGAUUGAGACUUGGUAUAGAUUAUGGACAUAACGCAACAGUUGAGCUGUUUGUAGGUAAGAAAUUGAACAACUGGCAGUGGCACACUGUUGAUCUUGUGGUGUCAAGCAUCAAGGUAAAGAUCAAGGUUGGCAAGUAUUCGAAUUACACGAAGAUAUUUGGACGAAGAGGAACUCUUGAUGUUGCUGGGGCCCUUUUUGUUGGUGGAAUUAGGCGUGAAGUUCGACAGGAGGCAAUAAUGAAAGGAAUGGUUUCAACCAGACAAACAGAUGGAGGAUCAUUCAGUGGAUGUCUACGAUCUCUCACACUGAAUAAUGUGGAAGUAAAUCCACGUGAAGAAAGGAACUCUCGUGGUGUCUCACUUGGCUGUAAAAAUGUUUCUCCUUGUUUGUUGAAGCCCUGCAAAAUGGGAGAGACUUGUAUUGAAAGAGGUGGUGACACUUCGUAUGAUUGUGUUUGCCGCUACAAGAAUGCUAGCUGCAGCCAAAGCAGACCAGAGGGAAGUGGUCAAAGCCUAACUAGUCUAGAAAAUUUUCCAACACUUCAAACAACAUCCAAAUCUACUCAACACUCGUCUAUAACUGAGUAUGUACACAUGACUGAAAAGAUGAAGACAACUGGGACAACGUUGACCAGUGGUAUUGUACAGGUGACAAAUGUGGCAAUAGCAGAAGCAUCAGUUGAUACAUUGUUUGUAGAGACGGGAGAUUUGAAUGUACAAGAAGGUGAACGUAUUGUAUUGGAUGGUUCAUCACUUCACAUAGCUGUCAGCAGUCGCAGUGAUAAAUGGGUCAGAGAACAGGCGAACAGCAUUGUUUUGAAUCAAGAAAAUGAAUUCUUGCAUGGACAACUUGAACAAAACAAUGAUGUGGUCCAAAAUUUUUCGUAUCGCAGUUUGCUGGACAGACAAAUUGUGUACAAACAUGAUGGGUCAGAAACUUUAUAUAGUAUUUUAAUGUUUAGCAUCACGUUUCUUAACCAAACUAAAUCGUUUUCUCUGAACAUUACUGUCAAUCCAAUCAAUGAUGAUCUGGUAUUGGUUCAUCCAAAAGGCAAUGUUCGUUUAACUGUAUUGUCUGGAACAAGGAGUCAUAUCACAUCAUCUGAUUUGCUAGUUACUGAUCCUGAUAACCAUCCCAGUGAAAUUGGGUUUGAAGUCCUUAGUGGGAGGCAGACUGAAGGUCAACUGGAGUUGGUGGAUCAACCAAAUGUGCCACUUUCAGGGUUCACACAAGAUCAAAUUAAUAACAAGAAGUUGGUGUUUCAUCACACUAAUGUCACAGAUAGAUCAGCACUUGUGCUCACAUUACGAGUGACUGAUGGACGUGACCAGUUGGUGUUUCGAUUUGCAAUUGGCAUCAUUGUUGUGAAUGUGACUCUUAGAGUUUCCUCAUUGACUGUGAGUCAAGGAGCAUCUCUUGUAAUAAGUAGUUCAAGUGUUGAAGUGACUGUGGAUGCUACGGAGAAGCAGUUGUUUAAUGUUGAGACUCAAUUUCAGGUUGUUAGUGAGCCACAUCAUGGGACAUUGUCUAUUAAAGGGAAGAGAUUAAGGCUUGGAGAAACUUUUCCUCUGUCUGCAGUCAGGAUGGGUCAUAUAAGCUACAUACAUCGCACUGAUAAAUUUGAGGCAACAGAUCAGUUCCGGUUGCAAGCCUGGAUUGGCUUGUCUCACUCUAACAUCUAUACAGUUCGUGUGUCUAUUUCUCUUGGUCUCAUUCGCAUUUACGUCUCGUCCGUUAGUGUUCAGGAGGGACAGACAACUGUUAUUGAUCAAAAUCACAUGAAUGUUACAGUUGACCCUUUGGUCACAUUUCCUGUUGACUUGAUUAUUGAGAUUGUGAAUCAGACAAAGCACGGACAGUUGGUUAUGAUUAGACGCAAUGGACGGAGGCAAUCAGCAAACACAUUAACAGCAGAAGACAUAAGACGUGGUCGGCUGCUUUACAGCCAUGACAACUCUGAGACUGUCAAAGACUUCUUUACUUUUCGUGUUCAAGCGACUAGCUCAUUGCGUGAUGAGCUGGAACAGGAGAGAAUGAUGUCAUUGAUGAGGGUUAAUAUCAACAUAUUUCCAGUAAAUGAUCAGAAACCUGAGAUUGUUCAUAACAAGGAGCUGCAGUUACUAGAAGGCUCCAGUCACACAGUAACACACAAAUACCUUUACAUCAAAGAUGGAGACACUUCUUCUGAAAAUCUGACUAUCUUUGUCAAUACUGCUGAUGCUAAUGGAUUUUGGUCUCUGAAAACAGUUCAGAGUAAGCCUAUUUCUUCUUUUACACAGCAGGAUAUUGAUGACAACAAUGUACUGUUUACUCACACGAGAUCUCAAUCUCUGACUUGGCAAUGUACUUUCAAGGUAACAGAUGGUAAUUAUGUGACUUCUGACAACAUAUUUUCUGUCAAGGCAGUUCCUCUCACUCUAGAUGUUAUGUCUCCACGAGGCAAACCAGUUGUGGUGGAUGCAAAACGCUCUGUAAAUGCAAGAAUCACACAAUCACAUUUGAUGGCUGAAACAAAUGAUAAGAAACAGAACAAAGCUGUGAUAUUUGCCAUGAAGGUGCCACCACAUUAUGGCUAUCUUGCAAACAAACUGAAACCGCACAGACAAAUCCAGUUGUUUAGUCAAUCUGAUGUUGAUGAUGGGCUGAUUAAAUAUUUCUUGAAUGACAAAAACACCCAAGCAACCAACGACUUAGUUACAUUUCAAGUAUCUAUUGGAGCGUCAUGGACAAACUUUACUCUUUUUGUCAAGAUCAUACCUCGACCAGUACCAUUUGUUGUUGUGAACAAGGGAUUGAAUGUUGCAGAAAAUGAAGAGGCUCUGAUUACAAAGAAUGAGCUGAAAGUGUCAGAUUUGUUGAACACAGUUGCAACACAGAUUACAUAUUAUGUUGAGUCUGGACCUAGUUAUGGUCAUCUGUUUACACAUAGUCAGCCACAUUUGUCGAUUUUACUGUUUUCCCAAGCAGAUGUCAACAGAAAAAGGUUGAACUAUUUUCAUACUGGUGGUCAAGCUUCUCUGGAUCAUGUAUAUCUCACUGUCUCAAAUGGCAGAUACAAUCGAUCAGGAAUUGAGUUCCUGAUUGUCAUCUACUCUACACAGCUGAAUGUAACGAUUCGAGGCUUGCAACUACAAGAAGGAAGUUUUAAGUUGAUUACGAGGGACUUGAUUCAGAUUGAGUCCUUUUCUAAUGAGCCACUAGUUAUCAGAGUCUCUCAAGGUCCUUCACAUGGACGUCUUAUCGCAAGUAAUAAUCAUUCACUGACUGUUCACACGGUCUCUGUAUCUCAACUGGAAGCAGGAGAUGUAACAUACAGACAUGAUCACUCUGAGUCCUCAACUGAUGGAUUUGUAUUCAAUAUAACAGAUGAGUCAGGCAGGCUACGUUUUACUGGGAUUUUCAAUAUUAGUGUUGUUCUAGUCAAUGACAACCCUCCUAGACUUUUAAAUGUCAGUCCAUUAAAUGUAUAUCAAUAUGGAUGUGUUGCUAUAACUGAAAACAAUUUGCUGUUUGUGGAUGAUGACAAUGAAAAUGACAACACCAUGUUGAAGUAUCAAGUGGUUGGUGGUCUCUCACGAGAGACACGACUUGUGAAGAAAGGAGAAUGGAGCAAAGGAAUAUCAAAAUUUACUCAAGGUGAUGUGUCUGCUGGCCUUAUUUUUUAUGUUCACAGUGGGACAAAAUUGAAAGACAAGAAGUCAUUGUUUGUCUCAGAUGGGUUACAUCGAGAUUUUGUGUUUCUUGAUAUCAAUGUGCAACUUGUUAAUAUUGAGGUUGGAAACACAGGCAUUGUGCUGUUUAGAGGACAAAAGAGCACUAUUUCCAGUAGCAACCUUACUGUGACAGUCAAUGUUAACAUCAGUGCGUUAGAUAUUGUUUAUCUUGUGACAUCACCACCUAGGCAUGGGAGGUUAUUGUUAUCCAGCAAUGACACUACAGAGUUUACUCAACAGAAUGUCGAUAAUAAAGAACUCGUGUUUCAGCAUGAUGGCAGCAAUAACCGGGAAGACAAAUUUAGUCUCACAAUUUCAUUUUGUACUGUCACUCCUGUCAAUUUUGAUUUUGCAAUUAGAAUUGAUCAGGCACCCGUUGUUUCCACUCCCAGUCCUUUCAGUGUGGAAGAAGGGGGCAAUGCAACUUUGACAAACAAUUUUUUGCUAGUCUCAGACUCAGAACAGGGUGAUGAUCAGAUUGUUUUGUCAGUCAUUCGUCCUCCAGUUGCAGGUCAGCUUGUGCGAGUCUCAUCAAGUGGUUCUUUUCAGCCUAUCACAUCAUUUACUCAAAGAGACAUAAAUUCAAGUUUCAUUGUAUACCAACAUAGAGGUGGCUCUAGCAGUCGUGAUGGAUUGAGUUUGUCUGUCUCUGAUGGUCACAAUGUGCGAAGUUUGAACUUGUUUAUAACAAUUAUUUCUCUCCACAUUGUCUUUACAUCUGAACCACUUAUUGUUAAGGAAGGUGGCAGCACACAACUUUCUGAGAACCAGUUGCUUCCUACAAAUGUUCAUUUGAGAAAUCACAACCUGAAGUUUGUGCUGGUGACUGCACCAACACAUGGGGUAUUAGAGCUAAUGCAUAAAGAUGGUCAAACAGAUAUGACGUCAGAUGGGAAGAACAUGUUCAUAUUUUAUACACAUGACAUGAGUUUGGGACUGGUUAGGUAUGAGCAUAGUGGUGAAGAAUAUUUCAAUGACUCAUUUGUUGUUGUUGGGUCAGAAGGCAUGAAGAAGAGUGAUUUGGUGAGAAUUAAUGUAUCUGUAAUUCCAGUCAAUGAUCAACGACCAGUAGUGGUAGUUAACGAGCAGCUCAAAAUGUGGGCAAAUGACGUGACUACUAUAACAACAAAUGAAUUGAGCUACAGCGAUGGUGACACAGAUUCUAAUGGUAUUGUUUACUCAGUGACACAGAAGCCAACAAAUGGCUACCUUAUGCUGUCUACAAACAUAAGCAAUGAGGUGAACACAUUUACUCAGCUAGACUUGGAAGAAAGUCGUGUGUUGUUUCAACAUGAAGGCGAUAAUGCUGGAGGAUUUCGGUUUGAGGUGUCUGAUGGGAAAACUGUCAUAGAAGAUGUGUUUGGAAUUGUAGCUACUCCCUUGGAAUUGAAGAUUGAUCGAUUGACUGGCAUUAGUGCUUUGCCUGGGAAAGUCACACCCAUCACAUGGUACAAUUUGUCGGUUGUAUCUAAUGAUAUAAAUUCAACACGGACUAUUUUGUUUAUAUUGAAGCCUUCUGAUCUAUUACGAGGUGUAGUAGUCAGCACUAUACCUCCGCAUCAUCCUAUUUCUGUAUUCACUAUGGCUGACGUCAUGUCUGGUCGGGUUGGAUACAAACACACUGACCUGUUUUCAUGGCAGCCAGAUGACCAUUUUCUAUUUAAUGUUUCCAUGAAUUUUACAGAGCCACUUAUUAAUCAGCUAUUCCCAAUCCACAUUCUUCUAAAGCACACUCCUGGUAGUCGUCUUGCAUCCAACAAUGUUCUUAAAAUCUUAGAGGGAAAUAUUGGCCUUAUAACUAGUGACUUAUUGGAUGCCACAAACGUAGCAGCCGAAGUUGCUGCAUUAAAUGUAAAUGCAUCGACGUUGCUACGAAUUGUUUACAAUGUGACUGUUGCACCAAAACACGGAAUGUUGGUAAAGACAAGUGCUCCAGGAAUGGAAAUGAUGUCGUUUACACAAGCUGAGAUCAACACAGGCCAAGUGAAAUACAAGCACAAUGGCAGUGAGACUGUGCGAGAUUCAUUUCUCUUCUCACUGGUCAUUGGAGAUGGUAUUGUUUCAUUAGUCAGUGAAUGGUUCAACAUCUCUAUCAGUCCUGUGGAUAAUAAAAAAUUUCAUAUUAUGAGAAAGAAAGGAUUGACUAUAGUGCGAGGGAUGAGCCAGGUUGUCACACGUGACGAGUUAUUGACUGUUGAUGAGGACACCAGUGAUGCCAAAAUCAUAUAUGAACUUGUCCAUCAGUCAAUGAACAUUGCACUUCAAAAUUCUGACUAUCCGGAUCAAACUGUCACACGAUUUUCUCAAGAUGAUAUCAACAAAGGAAGGAUUGAGUUUAUACACGAUGACACGAAUAUCUUGACUGCAAGUGUGAUUCUAAAGAUUUCUGAUGGCAAACAUGAGCCGUUGGUACAGCCAUUUCCAAUCACCAUUUCUCCUCUGUUUGUGGAUGUGGUGAAUUUGUCUGCUGUCGAGCUGGAGCAAGGUAUUUUUAGUGUGAACAUCUCAUCUCAUCAUUUGAGUGUAAAAUCAAAUGGACGUAUUGAGUAUAUUAGCUAUGUUGUAUCAUUGCAACCAAAAUUUGGCUAUUUGUCCAUUCGAAAUCAAAGACAAGAUAAUUUUACACAAGUAGAUUUGGACAAUAAACAAGUUUCAUACACACAGGAGAACAAGAGUGUACCUGGUGAUGUAUUUGUUGUUACAGUCAUGUACAAACAACAGAAAACAAUCAACAUCACCUUAGAGGUUGAAGUAAAACCAGUAAUUUAUGUUGAUCAACUUCAGUCUUAUGCUGGACAUUUUGCUGUAAUCUUACUGGACGUAUUGAAUGCUUCCUACCUUGCACAUGUUACAGACAGUAACCCUCUGUUUACAAUUGUUCAGCCACCAUUACAUGGCAAUAUUUCUUUGAAGAAAGUGCAAGGUAUUCGAGUAUUUCGACAUCAAGAUGUCAUCAAAGGAAACAUUGAGUAUAUCUCUACUGUCAAUGCAACUGACUCUAAUAUUACUGUUUAUGAUCGUGUUGGAUUCGAGUUGUCUGUUGACAGUCAUGCACAAGUCCUUGUCCAACCUGCACGAGGAGUUCUUCCUAUUGCUAUUCACUUGACACUCCCACCUACUAACAUGCUUACAGCUACAUCUACGGAUGCCAUGAUAGUGACAUCAACACCAACUACUCAUUCAACUACCAGACAAUAUGUGAAUCGCAUUAGUCAACCAUCGAUUGUCAGUACUACCCUAUAUAAUGGCACAGAAGAUCCUACUAGUAGUAGUGGGUCUGAUGAUUCAAAUCUUGCAGUAGAUCCAGGUGCUGCUUCCAGCAGUGGAGAUGGAGCAGCUACAGUGGCGAUACCAAUUAUUGUUAUUCUCUUUGUCAUGAUUGCUGUCAUUCUAGGUGUCAUUGGGUUUCAUAAAUAUCGACACCAGAAACAGACAAACCAGACUGAGACACCGGACUCCACAUCUGAUGGUCAAACAAGAAAUGGGCACGAGUCUACAGCCAAUGGCAGCAGAGCCACCGGCGUUUCACAGAGUCACAAUGAUAUCAACACAGAUCCGGGUGUUGAAUCUACGGACUAUGAUACUGAUGAAGAAGCACAUGAGGAUGCAUCUACUGGUCAGACCAAUGUGAAACGGUCUAGACACAAGCGAAGAGCAAUUGUAAAUGAAGUAAAGAAGGAUGGUGCAGAGGUAGUGAAUACAGAGGGGGAAACAGAAUGGGAAGGAACAGAAAUUGUAAAGGCUCAUCCUGGUGAUCCAAAGUUACAUGGAAAUGAAUAUUGGGUUUGAAUUGGUUGAUUUAGGCCAUUAGAGAAACUUCAUGUAAACAGAAUGACUGCAUUGUAUUCGUUACGUAGUGUUGCAUAUAAUACAUUAGUUAAUAAAAAAUG